AUGUAAUGCACUUACUAAACCUGGACAAUAAGCUGGAGAACCACAGGAGUGACGGAGAACUUAACAGGGACAAUGAGUAACAUGGCAAGAGAGAUACUGGCGUUCAUACUCACUACCUCGGGUUGGGUGCUGGUGUCCUCCACCUUACCUACAGACUACUGGAAGGUGUCUUCGAUCGACGGCACGGUUAUCACCACAGCCACCUUCUGGUCCAACUUGUGGAAAACAUGUGUGACUGAUUCAACUGGAGUCUCCAACUGCAAAGACUUCCCUUCAAUGCUGGCACUGGACGGUUAUAUUCAGGUGUGUCGGGGACUGAUGAUCGCUGCAGUGUGUCUUGGUUUCUUUGGAUCGAUCUUUGCUCUGAUCGGCAUGAAGUGCACUAAGAUCGGUGGUCCUGACCAAACCAAAGCCAGAAUCGUCUGCUUGGCUGGCCUCACCUUUAUUUCUACUGGUCUGUGUUCUCUGAGCGCCUGCUCUCUGUACGCUCACAGGAUCACGUCCGAGUUUUUCGACCCCAUGUUUGUUGCGCAAAAGUAUGAACUGGGUGCCGCCUUGUUCAUCGGCUGGGCCGGAUCGACACUGUGUAUCCUGGGAGGGGCACUUUUCUGCCUGUCGCUGUCUGAUGGCAUGAUCAGCAAUUCGCAGUAUCCAUCGGACAGAAGAGCUUUUGUCAACAGCGGAGCAUCUUUAACGUCUCGUCCGAUGCCACAGAGUCAGUCGUCGCACACCAGGAGACCUCCGCCUGAAUACAGCAGCACUCCCCAACACUUUGACAAAAACGCCUACGUAUAACACACACUGCUGACUUCAGCCAUUCACGUCUCAAUCACGUCUCCCUCUGAUGUGUAAUAUUUCUCAGUAGCUCGUUUAGUGCCUUUGGAUGGCCAGCUCAGAUGACUUGUACAGAUGCUGUGAUUGAAGUUUCGGUCAGGAUUAUUAUUUGCAUUCAAAGUUAUCUUGAAGACUCUGGCAUAUCUAAUUAAUGUUUACGCAGCGCUGUAUGAGAUUAUGUCAUCUGUUGAUAGACCAGUUUGGGUGACUUAUUCAUUCCAGGCAGUAUAUGGUAGCUGAUCAUGAUUUUGAGUAGGUUCAAAGCAGGCCAGACUGAAUUAUGUUUCAGGAAACUAUCAAAUGAAAUGACACAUCAGUAAAGAUUUGAGUGUAAAUAUUGUCUAAAUUUCUAACAUUGAAGAUUGUGUAGCCUAUAUUGCCAAGUCUCAGUCAUUAUUGUGAUUAGGAACAAUGUGUUUUUUGUUUAUGUUUAAUAAAUAUGA
Messenger RNA from Labeo rohita (rohu), 1277 nucleotides. RefSeq names its product claudin 10b (gene cldn10b). The transcript is spliced from 5 exons. Bases 73 to 795 code for a protein of 240 amino acids. Gene Ontology annotation, cellular component: plasma membrane; bicellular tight junction. Gene Ontology annotation, molecular function: structural molecule activity. Gene Ontology annotation, biological process: bicellular tight junction assembly; cell adhesion. Lineage: Eukaryota; Metazoa; Chordata; Actinopteri; Cypriniformes; Cyprinidae. The record is from RefSeq and is a predicted model, not a curated record.